AUGGACGCUGUUCUCCGGCAGUCCAAGGCCAUGUGCCCCUUCAUGAAGAAGGCAUCGCCCGCCACCCUGCGCGCCCUUUCCACCUCGACUCGCCCGGCCGCCAAGGCCACGUCUUCCCCAUGCGGAGGCAUCAUGUCCCGUCUGCAGGGGCUGGCCUACCGCUGCCCCGUCAUGGGCAAGGCCCUCGCCGUCCAGUCCGCGAAGGUCGGCGGCAUCAGCAGCACCAGCGGCAUCGCCGGCCUGUCCGCCCGCUCCGUCUCCACCAAGCACGCCCACGGAUCCGGCCAUGCCCACGCCCACGCCCACGGAUCCGGCCAUGCCCACGCCCACGCCCACGCUCAUGGCCCCCGGAUGUCCAAGCGCUGCCUGCACAGCAGCCGCUCCAACGAGGCCCGCGCUCUCGAGACCCCCGUCGUCCCCGGCCGCGAGAAGGCCCAUGCCCCUCAUGCUGCUCCCCGUCACCCCGCCGCCCCUGCCGUCUACCCCAUCAACGCCGACGCAAAGUUCAACUACGAGGCCUACUACAAUGCUGAGCUCGAGAAGAAGCACAAGGACAAGUCCUACCGCUACUUCAACAACAUCAACCGCCUGGCCAAGGAGUUCCCCCGCGCCCACAUGGCCAACAAGGAGGAGAAGGUCACCGUCUGGUGCGCCAAUGACUACCUGGGCAUGGGGCGCAACUCCAACGUCCUGCGCAAGAUGCACGAGGCCCUCGACGAGUACGGCGCCGGCGCCGGUGGAACCAGAAACAUCUCGGGUCACAACAAGCAUGCCGUGGAACUCGAGGGCUCCAUUGCCAAGCUGCACUCCAAGGAAGCCGCCCUCGUCUUCAGCUCCUGCUAUGUCGCCAACGAUGCCACCCUGGCUACCCUGGGGAGCAAGAUGCCCGACUGUGUGAUCCUCUCGGACAGCCUGAACCAUGCCUCGAUGAUCCAAGGAAUUCGCCACUCCGGCACUAAGAAGAUCGUGUUCAAGCACAACGAUGUUGGGGAUCUGGAGGCCAAGUUGGCUGCUCUGCCACUGCACGUCCCCAAAAUCAUCGCUUUCGAAUCCGUAUACAGCAUGUGUGGCUCAAUUGGUCCUAUUGAGAAGAUCUGCGAUCUCGCCGAGAAGUACGGUGCAAUCACCUUUCUGGAUGAAGUCCAUGCCGUCGGCAUGUACGGCCCACACGGAGCCGGCGUUGCCGAGCACCUCGACUUCGAGGCCCACAAGCAGGGCCGGCCCCAGGGCACCAUUCAGGACCGCGUCGAUAUCAUCACUGGCACCCUUGGUAAAGCCUACGGCUGCGUCGGCGGCUACAUCGCCGGCACCUCCAAGCUGGUCGAUAUGAUCCGGUCACUUGCUCCUGGCUUUAUCUUCACCACUUCCCUGCCCCCAGCAACCAUGGCCGGCGCCCAGGCCGCCAUCGAGUACCAGAUGGACUACAACGGCGACCGAAAACUACAGCAGCUGCACACCCGCGCCGUCAAGGCUGCCUUUGACGAGCGCGACAUCCCCGUAAUCCCGAACCCCAGUCACAUUGUCCCUAUCCUGGUCGGCAACGCCGAGGUUGCCAAGAAGGCUUCCGACAUGCUGCUGCAGAAGUACCAAAUCUACGUGCAGAGCAUCAACUACCCCACCGUGCCAGUCGGCCAGGAGCGGCUCCGCAUCACCCCCACGCCUGGCCAUACCAAGGAGCUGCGCGACCACCUCGUCAACGCGGUCGAUGCCAUCUGGACCGAGCUCGGCAUCAAGCGCACCAGCGAGUGGGCUGCCGAGGGCGGGUUCAUCGGCGUGGGUGAGGCCGACGCCGCUGCUGAGGCGCCGCUCUGGACCGACGCCCAGCUGGGCAUUGAGGAGAACGUCAAGGAGAUCAAGGCCCAGAACGGCGGCGAGCUGGCCAACGGCAGGGUCCUGGAGGCGCUGCUCGAGCGUGAGGCCGAUGCGGUCAGGACGGUGAGCCCGGUUGCCUAA
Diaporthe citri is the source of this 1953-nucleotide messenger RNA. RefSeq lists its product as uncharacterized. Gene Ontology annotation, biological process: heme biosynthetic process. The record is from RefSeq and is a predicted model, not a curated record. Gene Ontology annotation, cellular component: mitochondrion. Bases 1 to 1953 code for a protein of 650 amino acids. Lineage: Eukaryota; Fungi; Ascomycota; Sordariomycetes; Diaporthales; Diaporthaceae. The transcript has 2 exons. Gene Ontology annotation, molecular function: pyridoxal phosphate binding; 5-aminolevulinate synthase activity.